Messenger RNA from Dicentrarchus labrax (European seabass), 1183 nucleotides. Its product is annotated as olfactory receptor 146-like. NCBI's taxonomy places the organism in Eukaryota, Metazoa, Chordata, Actinopteri, Moronidae. Gene Ontology annotation, cellular component: membrane. The record is from RefSeq and is a predicted model, not a curated record. Gene Ontology annotation, biological process: G protein-coupled receptor signaling pathway. Gene Ontology annotation, molecular function: olfactory receptor activity. Bases 109 to 1059 code for a protein of 316 amino acids. The transcript is spliced from 2 exons.
UCAGCAGUGAGUGGGUAGGAAGCGAAGCUGACACAAGACACUUAAAGGUGGUAUUACUGAUCUGAAACAACUGUUCCUUCGGAUAAGUUCCGAUCAUAGUCAAAAUCUAUGUUGAUGGAAAACUACACUUACAACAGCUUCACACUCCAACUUGAGGGGAUAGAUGUCUCUGAGGAGUCUCUGUACCCUGUCUUUCUCUUCUUCCUCUUCUCCUACAUGUUUAUAAUUGUUGCAAAUGUGGGUAUUGCUGUUCUGGUUUUCACUGACAAGAACCUUCACCAGCCUAUGUAUCUUCUUUUUUGCAACCUGCCCUUCAAUGAUAUUCUUGGAAACUCUAUCAUGGUUCCUCGUUUGCUUUCAGAUAUUUUGCUGCCUCCCUCUGAGCGUCUCAUCAGUUAUUAUGAAUGUGUUGUUCAAGCAUUUACCACACACAUGUUUGGUACCACUGCUCACACAGUUCUCAUGAUUAUGGCCUUUGACAGAUAUGUGGCCAUUUGCAAUCCCCUGCGCUAUUCUUCCAUAAUGACCAACAAAAUGGUGAUCAAGUUGACAGUUUCUGCCUGGGGAGUGGCCUUCAUUUUGGUCGGGAUUCUACUCGGUCUGACCAUACGGCUGAACCGAUGCAGGACUAUGAUCACAAACCCUUUCUGUGACAAUGCCUCCUUGUUUAAGCUCUCCUGUGAGAAUGUGUUCAUUAAUAAUGUCUAUGGCCUCACUUUCACUGUAGUCCUGUUCACAGGUUCUAUAGGCAGCAUGGUUCUCACCUAUACUAAGAUUACAGUGGUCUGUCUGACCAGUAAGAACAAGUCUUUAAACAGUAAAGCCUUGAAGACCUGCAGCACUCACCUGGUUUUGUAUCUGAUCAUGCUGAUGAGUGGAUUUACUGUCAUUUUUCUGCAUCGCUUCCCCCAGUACUCAGACUACAGGAAACUUUCUGCCAUUCUGUUUCAUAUCAUCCCUUGCAGCCUAAACCCCAUUAUUUAUGGGGUGCAGUCAGCAGAAAUCUGCAGAUCAUUGUCAAAAUUAUUCCGAUACAAACCAGUAUGGCCAUUAUUCUGAGUUGAACAUUUUUAAGGUAGUGUGUAAACUUGAAGACAAAACAUGCCAAUUUCUGCCUGGGGAGUGGCAAGAUUACAAUAGUCUGUCUGACCGGUAACAACAAGUCUUUAAUAGCAGUAGAAUG